AUGCCCUAAGAAUGCGUUAAAGUCAUGGUCCGUGUUAGACCUAUGAAUGAUAAGGAAAGAUAAAAUAAUAGUAAAGAAUGCGUUGAAGUUGAUACUAAGCUUAAUCAAAUAGUACUUAGAAAACCAAAUGAGGCUGGUUCGGAAAAGGUAUUUACCUAUGAUGCUGUGUUCUAUCAAAAGGUAUAGCAAUAAUUAGUUUACGAAGCAAGUGCAUUUCCUUUAGUAGAAAGUGUUUUCGAAGGCUAUAAUGGUACUAUAUUCGCCUAUGGUUAAACAGGUUGUGGUAAAACGCAUACGAUGAUGGGAGACCCAAGCAAAGAAGAAGAAAAGGGAAUCAUUCCUAGAACAUUUUCUCAUAUUAUUAAUUUGAUUGAGACAACCAGUUCAAAAGAAUUUUUAGUUAGAGUCUCAUUUCUUGAAAUAUAUAACGAAGAAAUACAUGAUCUACUCUCAAAAGAUCCAAAAGCAAAGUUUGAGCUUAAAUAAUCACCUGAAAAGGGUGUUUUUGUCAAGGAUUUGAAUUAAAUUGUUGUUAAGUCUGUUAAAGAAAUGGAAAAUCUAAUGUACAAAGGAAAUGAAAAUCGCUCAGUAGGUGCUACAGCUAUGAAUAAAGAUUCAAGUAGAUCUCACAGUAUAUUUACAAUUUAUAUAGAAACAAGUGAAAUAGACUCAACAGGUAAUCAGCAUUUUCGUGCAGGAAAGUUAAAUUUAGUAGAUUUAGCUGGUUCAGAAAGAUAAAGCAAAACUCAAGCAACAGGUGAUCGUUUAAAGGAAGCAAAUAAAAUUAAUUUAUCACUAAGUGCUUUAGGUAAUGUUAUAUCUGCACUUGUUGAUGGUAGAACUCACCAUAUUCCAUAUAGAGAUUCAAAGCUUACAAGACUGUUGGAGGAUUCACUUGGUGGUAAUACAAAGACAAUUAUGAUUGCAGCUAUUUCGCCUGCUGAUUAUUCCUAUGAUGAAACAUUAGGUACUUUGAGGUAUGCUUCAAGAGCAAAGAAUAUUAAGAAUCAACCUAAGGUAAACGAAGAUCCUAAGGAUGCUUUGCUAAAGGAAUAUGCAGAGGAAAUUAAUAGAUUACGUAGAAUGCUCGAAAAUUAACCUAGUGGAGGAGGAGUAGCUAAUCAAUCUGAAAGUCCUAGCAAAAUGGUCAAGGGAAUUGAAAUUAGCGAAAGCUAGGUUAUUAGAAAUAAGCAACAAUUUGAAGAAUUAAAAAAGCUGCAAGAGCAAUAAGAAGAAAUGAAUUAAUAAAAGCAAAAAAUGAUGAAUGAAAUGUUGUAAAAAGAAGAAAAACUUUAAGAAGAAAAGAGACUUGUUUAAGAAAUGGCUGAAAAACUUAAAUAGUUAGAAUAAAAUAAAAUAUAAGGUGGUAAUGUUCAAGAAACUUAAUAGUCGGAGGCUUAAAAGAAGUAUUAAGAGCUUAGAAAGAAGUUAAAAAAGUAGAAUAAAUUGAAGGAGCAACUAUUAGAAGAGAAGAAAAAAAAUGAAGAAAAUUUAUUGUAAUAAGAAAAUGAAUUUAAAUCUUUAUAAGAGGAAGUGUCUUAACUUAGGGAGAAUAAUAAAAUUUUAAGAAAGAAACUAAAAUAAGCAUUAGAAGAGGUCAAAGAUCUUUAAAAUGAGCAUGAAGAUGACAAAGAAGAGCUCUUAGACACAAUUAGACACCUCGAACUUACAGAUAAAUUAAAUAAAGCUAUUAUUGACAUGCUUUUAACGAGAACAGAAUAUGAAAUGAUAAAAUCUUAGUCAACUUUCGAUGAAGAUUCAAACUCUUAUAAAGUCACUCCCUUCUUCUUUAAAAACAAAGAAAUAAGAUUUCCAAAGCUUCCUUAAAAUCAGGCAAUGGAAUAAGUAAAUAUCGAAAAGGAAUCAAGAAGGAUAGAGUUUGAAAAGACUUAAAACAGUACAAUGUUUGAAGUAGAUGAAUCUUAUUAAUCUAAAAGCUAAAUGGAUAUAUCUUUUAAUAGUAAUGAUAAAUAAAAUAGAGUAAACUCAAGAGGAAGAAGUAAAAAUCGUAAAAACAGUAUCACGAAGAUCAAUUAAAACAAUGCAAAAUAUGGCACGAAUCCAAAUCUCCCAACUGAAAAAUCUAAAAAUCACUAUAAUUAAUACAAUAUGCCCUCAUCUAACCUCCAUAAUAGACUAGGAAAUGAUAUAGAAAUAGUUAAUCAUUCAAAUCCAAAGAAAAAUAUAAAUGGCAUUAUUUUGGAUCCUGUUAAUAAUCCUAAUGCUAAUAAUUUACUAAACUUAAUAGAAAAAUCGAAUUAACCUAAUGGACAUUCUUCACAUUCAUAUUCUGCCUAACCAGAAGCAAGAAAACCAUAAAAAAAUGGCUAAUUAAAACCGCUUUCAAAUGCGCCUGCACCAAACUCCUAUUAAUUUAAUUUAAAUCCAAUGAAUAUAGAUCCAAUUAUGAAAGGAUACCAGAGAUAUGAUAACAAUAACAAUAAUAAUAAUAAUAAUAAUAAUAAUAAUAACAAUAAUUUGAGUAACUAUUGA
Messenger RNA from Tetrahymena thermophila SB210, 2493 nucleotides. Its product is annotated as kinesin motor catalytic domain protein. Gene Ontology annotation, molecular function: ATP binding; microtubule motor activity; microtubule binding. Gene Ontology annotation, biological process: microtubule-based movement. The transcript has 7 exons. Lineage: Eukaryota; Ciliophora; Oligohymenophorea; Hymenostomatida; Tetrahymenidae. The record is from RefSeq and is a predicted model, not a curated record.